AUGGUGGACAGCUACGACAACCCAAUGUACCGAAACAAGCCGAGCACCCGGGUGCACGCCGCACCCGGUGGCGCAUCGUCUAUCUGCUUCGGCGAUGAUGUUCCCUCGCCCUCGCCUGCUGUGCGAUCGCCGGGAGUGUCCACCGCGUCUUCCCCUGCGCCUCCCAGUGCCAGCCCCUCUCCAAGGCCCCCUGCUGGAAACCACGGAGUCUCGCAGGACUGCAGUGCUUCAAAGACUUCCGUUCGCGUGCACCAGCCCCCUGGAGGGAGAUCCUCGAUUCAUUUCGGCUGA
Molecule: messenger RNA, 291 nt
Organism: Besnoitia besnoiti
Lineage: Eukaryota; Apicomplexa; Conoidasida; Eucoccidiorida; Sarcocystidae
Exons: 4
Coding region: 1-291 (96 amino acids)
Source: RefSeq, a predicted model, not a curated record